Molecule: messenger RNA, 555 nt
Organism: Dufourea novaeangliae
Lineage: Eukaryota; Metazoa; Arthropoda; Insecta; Hymenoptera; Halictidae
Product: histone-lysine N-methyltransferase SETMAR-like
Exons: 1
Coding region: 1-555 (184 amino acids)
Molecular function (GO): nucleic acid binding
Source: RefSeq, a predicted model, not a curated record
AUGGGAUUCGAUUUGAAGCUCGAUAUAUGGGUGCCCCAUUUGCUGACCGAGAGGAACAAAGUCAAGCGAAUUUCUGCUGCCGUUUCUUUACUCGGGCGGCUCGAAAACGACCCGUUUUUGGAUCGAUUAGUGACGGGCGAUGAGAAAUGGGUCCUGUACAACAAUGUUCAGCGCAAACGCACGUGGAAACAGGCAGGUGAGCAUGGUGACGCAAUGGCAAAGGCCAGUUUGCACCCGAUGAAGGUGAUGCUCUGUGUUUGGUGGGAUUGCAAGGGCAUAAUUUAUUUUGAGUUUCUCCCCGCUGGCCAAACGAUUGAUUCGGACAAGUACUGUCGCCAAUUAACCAAUCUGAAUCGAGCAAUCAAACAGAAACGUCCGAUUUUGUCAAAUCGCAAGGGCGUAGUCUUUCAUCACGACAACGCCAGACCACACGUUUCGAGACAGACGCAGCGCAAACUGAACCGCCUGAAAUGGGAUGUCCUAACUCAUCCACCGUAUUCUCCUGAUAUCGCACCAUCGGAUUAUCAGUUGUUCCGGCCAUUGCAAAAUGACUAA